GCUACGAUUGGAGGCACUGCCUUCCAGGAAUGACUUCACGGCAGACUCCGCCCCCGACGCUGGAGUGAAUGAAGGAGCGGAGCGAGAGCAGCAUCCGCCGCAAGGAGUUGCAAGGGACGUAGUUGACUGGGAACCGGGCGGCGGAGACAAGGGCGUCUGGGAAGACGGGACCGAGCAGCAGGUGGUCUUCUCGCCUGCAUCUCUGGAAGCAGCGGAAGCGUCUUCAGUCUCUGGCGGCGUCAGCAACUUCAGCCUCUCAGCACUGCUGCAUCAGCUGCAAUCGUAGCCUCUGUAUCCCUCCUGGCCGGGGCUGGCGGCUGCAGCAUCAGCCCUUUCCCGACAACAGCAGCUUAGCAUCCCUCAACCCAGCCUUCUCUUUCCCUUGGGUACCACUAGCCGCGGCUUAUUUUCUCUCUCUCUCUCUCCCGCCCCGCCGGCGUUUCUGCGGCUCUUUCCAUCCUCUCCGUCGUCGCCUGGGUCCCGGCUCCUUUUUCCUCGCCGUCUCCCCUUCCCGUCUUUUGACUCGCUUCACCUUUCCUCCUGCCGCCCUUUUCUCACCUCCCCGAGGCCCCCCUCAGCAGCCAAGACGCCGCGGGCUGUACUCCGAGUGAAGAAUGGGGCGUCGAAGCUGGCCAAAUCGCAGGCGGCGGCCGAAGCCCCCGGCGGCGCCCCCGGCGCGGGGCUGUUCAUGGAGCGUUCGCAAAGUCGCCUCAGCCUGUCUGCCUCCUUCGAAGCCCUGGCCAUUUACUUCCCCUGCAUGAACAGCUUCGAUGAGGAAGAGGCGGAAGGAGAUGGCCGCAAACUCAAAGGUGCUAUCCAGCGGAGUACAGAAACUGGACUGGCUGUUGAAAUGCCAAGUCGAACUAUCCGGCAAGCCAGUCACGAAUCCAUUGAGGACAGUAUGAACAGCUAUGGAUCAGAAGGAAACUUGAAUUUCAAUGGAGUUCAUCUGGCAUCCGCUGGGCAGUUCAGUGAUUUCUUGGGCAGCAUGGGACCAGCACAGUUUGUGGGUCGCCAGACCUUGGCCACUACCUCCAUGGGAGAUGUGGAAAUUGGAUUGCAAGAACGAAAUGGACAGCUGGAAGUGGAUAUUAUUCAAGCCCGAGGAUUGACUGCAAAGCCUGGCUCUAAAACCCUUCCAGCGGCAUACAUCAAGGCCUAUCUCCUAGAAAAUGGGGUUUGCAUUGCAAAGAAGAAAACUAAAGUGGCUCGCAAAUCUUUAGACCCCCUGUACAAUCAAGUGCUACUUUUCCCAGAGAGCCCGCAAGGCAAAGUACUUCAGGUGAUCGUCUGGGGAAACUACGGGCGCAUGGAACGCAAGCACUUCAUGGGUGUUGCUCGGGUCCUCUUGGAAGAACUGGAUUUGUCCACUCUGGCAGUUGGUUGGUAUAAGCUUUUCCCAACCUCUUCAAUGGUGGAUCCUACUACUGCUCCCCUCCUGCGCCAGUCCUCACAGCUUUCCCUGGAGAGUACAGUAGGACCUUGUUGUGACAGAUCUUAAUGAGCAAGGAAGUACUAAGGGUACUGAUUCUAUUUUUAAGAUCAUGAUCUCAAGGUUUUGUUUGCCUGAAUGCUGUCCUCAAGUGCAUUGCAUCUUCAAUCAGUCCCUGGGGGAGUCUGAAGGUGAGGAUAGCCAAGUAACCUUGAUGAAAUCAAAAUGGAGGCCACUGACCUUUCUCCAUCCAAGUAGGAGGAGCUGUGGGGCACAAGUCCUAAUUAUGAAAUGAUGCUGAUAAGACACACUUUUCGGUUUUUCAUUUAUUCACUGUCAUCUACACAUCUUCAGAUCAAUGUAACAUCUUGAAAUGUUGCAACCAUUUAUUUUCAUUGGGGAAGAUGUUCUUUUUUAAUACUAUUUUACAAAUUUGAAAAUAAAAUGAACUUUGGCUAUUCUUAAUUAUUCAAAGCAAACAUCUGACCUAAAUAACAGCAGUUUCAGGGAAACUUUACGGGGUUUGUAAAUGUUCUUUUUCCUUUUAAAGUGGGGAAGAGGGAGAAAGAACUGCAACUAUUUCUUAGAGCAAGUUGCAUUUAAGGUACAAGUACCAUUGCUGUAUUUUUUUAAUGCUGUGCCAAAUUACCAGCAGUGUCUUCUACUACUAUAGGACUUAGGUCAACAAUACUGCUGAAGAAUUAUUUUGUGGGAAGAACUAGAAAAGAUUCUAGGUCACUCAAUUGCAACACAGAACAUAGCAAACCACUUAACUGGAACACUGCGCAAAAAUUACAAAUUGGAAAAUUUGUAGAGAUUAGAUUUAUUAUUGGAUAUGAACAUUGUCAGUACAGAAAGACACACACCAUACCUUACCUCAGCUUUUGCUGUGCUUCUUCUCAUUGUGUCUUCUUAUUUCCAUAUUCUAGCCAUGCUUUGGAUUUUUAGUGCAUAUCUUUUGAUGUAGAAUAGGGUUUUGUUUCAAACACAAUAAUUUAUUCCACUAUUGCAAGUAAAAUUACAAUAUAAAGGUUUGCUUUAUUUAAGGGGAAGAUACAAGAAGAUGACAUUCCAUUUAUCAUCUGAGAGACAUGUGCAAAGGGUUUUGGGAAGCUACAUUUAACAGAAGGAAAUUUUAUUUGAUCUACCAGUGUUGAGAGGCAACCUGGGGAAAAGAGAGAAAGAGCUGGAUUUUUCCAAGUUCAGUUGCAGGAAGUAGUAAAGGCAUUUUCACAAGUGACUCUAAAAGCAUCAUGAGGUCUUUGAAAUUAUUUGUGUUCAUAUGUGAAUUAUUAUAAUGCACUUUUGAACUAAUGAGCGCAGGGAAUAAUUAAAAUUGGCAUUUUGGCUUUCAUGUGGCUUUGUAUGCUUGUACAUAUAGCUAAUCUAUGAGUGAACAUGCCCUACUUGUCUUAUAUUCUUGAUUCCUCCAUGCAUCAUUAUACAAUUGUACAUGUUCCAGAAGCAGCAAAUAAGAAUAUGGCUUCUACUGUGCUAGAUAUACUGAUCUACAUCUAGCAUAAAGAGAACGUUUAUUUUUUAGCAGAGUUAGCUUUGAAUCAACAGAAGAGGUGGGGCUAUCACCAUUUGCAGAUGGAAUAAUGACUUUCUAACAAGUCACUUGUGAAAAUGCUCUAGUUGUUGCAGAUUACCUUUGGGAGAAUUUAAAACUAUAAGAAUAAUAAUAAUGUAAAUAUUUUAAAUUAGCCAAUAAAAAGGUUAGCUAUAUAUACACAUAUAUAAUAUACAGCUAGACAACAAAUAUCAACAGUUGGUGGUGGAUAAUUUAAUCACUAUCCUAGAUUACCUGGACAUUGUUCUAAAUGAAGGCAAUAGAAUUGUCUCUCCAAUCUGGUCCUCACCAAAUGUUUAGAUUACAUGGCCCUAAAUUCCCAGCCAGCAUGAUGGAUGUCCAUAUUUGGCUGGGAAUUCUGGGAUUUAUACCCCAACACAUCUAGAAGGUAACAUUCAUAAGACUGCAUUAGAGACAGUUGUUUUAAAUGGUGUUUCAUGCCAGGAUUAGAAAUUCUAUCUAGAUGUUAUUAUAUAUUCCUUUUCGUUUCUACUCUAAUGAUUGCUAUGUUUUUCUGUUAGAAUGGCAACAGUUGUCUUCAUUUCACGAUUCAAGAUUCCAAACUAUGUAUUAAUAUUUUGGAGCCAUCUGAAAAUGGCUUCCUAACCUGUUAUUACAGAAGAAAGUAGUAAUCAGGGGAAACACAAAAAAAGCAUGGCUAAAGCAUGACUAUAGGGAUACCCAUAGAAUGAAAUCUAGACAGUUGUAUGUUGUAUGUAGCAUUUUAAUGGUUUGUAAAAUAACAAUCAAAUGUUGAUCGCAAAAUCAAUAAGCCUAGUAUGAACUCUGCUAGGAAUAAUCUAAUAUAGGUAAUAGAAUACAAGAAUGAUGUUAAUUUUAAGCAUUUACAAUCAUAAAACCUCCAGAGUUUCAGUCUGAUUGUCUAAAAUUGUUUUAUUUAUGUGCUUUCCAGAGAAUUUCUUUCAACAUUCAUAUCAGAGAAUUUCUGUGUAUAGACUGAAGGAAGGUAGUUGCAGUAUAGACACUGGUCAAAGUAUGUUAUGACUCUAAGUUUAUUUUUAAAAACCUUAUACUUCAAGUUGGUAUAUAUUCAUAUUUAUGUAUAGUAAUUAUUAGGCAAUAUUGUACAAUAUCUGUAUGAAUUAGAAUAGUUUAGGUUAAAUUUAAUAGUUGGUAGCCAAUCUAACAAUCUUGAUGUUUAGAAGAACUAUAGGAAACUGAUGCAUUUCAGGAUUGGGAACUGAAGGGCAGAUGUUCAUGUUUUAUAAAUUCAAAAGAUGUUUUGGUUAUUUAAACUUAUAAAUCUGAUCGUAUUUUGUAUAUGUUCUGCAAUCAGCUGCCAAUUUUUACUGCAAAUUUAAAUAUCUUUUAUUCUUAUAUUCCCUGGAUAAUUAUCAACAAAAUAAAAAAGGCAACAAAAACUGCAUCCAAAAAAACCCCAAGGAUUCCACUAAGAGAUUCUAUUAAAUAUAGCAAAAUAGAAUUGAACAUUAACACGAUUAAAAUUCACUUCUUAAUAGAUUAAAGCCCUGGGAGCAUAAAAAAGAGUUUUGCGUGCCUAGGGCAAAAACCAUUGAUAAAGUUGAGUGGGACAAAGAUGAUGAAGUUUUCAGUAAGUUCUCAUCCUCUGAGAAAUUCUGCCUAAAGCUAUCUUGACUGAGAAGUAUACAUUAUGGCGUAUGAUUUAAUAUAUGUAAAUGUACACUCUGCAUUUGGAAAUAGACAAUGAAAUAUAAAGUUAACAUACAUUUGUGGUUUAAAUAUUUAUUUACUGUAAUAUACAGCUAUCUGACUUGGAAGGUUGCAAACAAUAAUUAAUAUGCAAACUUGUACAGGAAAGUACCAAAAGUAGUAGAAUACCAGCUGCAUUGAAAUAUUUCUGUUAAUUCAAGCUCAUAUCAGUAUGGGCUUUACGAUCAGGUUAAAAGCUGGUUCCAAGCCUGUUGAAUAAAUCACUGUUGUAAAAUGAGAUAUAAAUUGCUAUUUGAUCCAGAAUGAUUUCAAAUACAUUAUUAAACCAUAUGCAUAAUGCACAUAGUGAUUGUUUUUAAAUGAAGAAUUGGAAAUUGAUUUAUUGAAAUUCAGGUUUUAUGUCCUUUGUAAGCAUGCAAUUCCAUUAAUCGUUCUGUAUACAAAUUAUUUAUAAAUUAACUGAAAUUUGUUGAAAUAGCAGGCAAGGUUACUAACUCCUCUAUAAAGCUACAUCAGUGAUAGUAUUAAAUAAAAAUGGUGCAAGAGGGUAAACAACUGUUAUAGUGCUCCUCCAAUUCAUUUUAUGUGCCCUGCAUCUCAUUCAUGCUCAGGGCAGGAGAAAAAAGAGUCACAAGUUAUAGCUUCCACAUCUUGGCCGGGUUCUCUGCAUCCUCUAAAAGAGAAACCAGCUGUACACCUGGAUGGGGCAGAAUUUACUAAUCUUAUAUCAAGGUAACAGGAAGGGUAAAAAAUAUCAAGAUGGCAGCCCUGAUCACCCAAUAAAGUCCUAACAUGAAGUCCUGGUGCAUGUACUACAAGUCAAACAGAGGGAAGGAGUACUUGUAACCUUUUAAAUUUAUGGAAAUUAUUUAGCCUCUUCUCAUUCCUAGCAUUCAGUCCAAAAGACUUCCCCUGAAGAUGGAUCUAUUAUGGGAGUGAUAUUAUUAAUAAUUAUUGACAAAACUGUGUCAUCAGAGGGAAUUAGCAACGCUCAUAGUUGCAAGAGUCCAGCAGUUAUCAUAAAUAGUAAGGAAGGUAUAUAGAUUUGAUCUGAAAACAACCACUUCCAACCCCUACAUACAUGCAAAUAUACCUACCUACAAAAUUUUCUUGUUUUUUUGGCACCGGAAUUAAGUUAUAUUUUAGGUGCAGUUUUUCUUCACCUGUAUACAUCUGAUAAAAGAUGAGCCAUACCAGAUGCAAAUUUAUUUAUUUUUUAAACAGCCAUAGAUGGUGUAGAAAUUUGCAAGAAUAAAGAUGGGAUUUCUCUUCCAUCUUCCUAACUGUAGAAAAGGAGAAACUAAGAUUUGUUAAGAAUGAAAAGAUCUGUCUGUAAUAGUUUUCAUGGCACAGGAUGUACCCAGAUUCAGAAUUGAAAUCUGUUUUUGAAACAGGAAAGUGAAUCUGGGUUUCCAGUGCCUGAGAGUACCUGAUUAUUCUUUCUCGAUAAGUAGAAUUAUUUUUAUAAUUUCUAGCUCUGUGAUGAGAGUUCCGAAGAAAAAGAAAAGAAUAAAUCACGAAUGGUUUUAUUGUAUAUAUAACACCUUUUUAAUGUUUCUAAUACUGGAUCUCUUAUAAAUGUACUGUUUAAAAAGUAGUCAUAAAUUAAUGUAUAGAAGGAAAUUCUGUAGAUGUUGAGGCAGUAAGAAUCUCACUGUAAGCAUGUAUAGUAGAAACCAUCUUAGAGAGCAGGUCAACUUUUUAAUGAAAUAAAUUCUAAGUUUAUUACAGGCUGUUUAACACUGGAGAAAUAUGUUCUUUAAAAACAAAAAAUGCUGUAUUUUUUUUUACAGAGGCUAUAUAAUUUAAUCUUUUUUUAAAACAGAAAAUGUUUUAAGCUCUUGGUAUAUGUAAUAUUGUUUUUCUUGUCCAUAGAAACAUUUUUUAAACCUACUAGAAAUAAAUGGGUUACAGGAUCAUAGUAACUGGUUUGUCCCACUGAAUUAAAACAGAACUUCAGCACAACUAAUAAGUUAACCUUGAAAGACUUUAUCGAUUUAGCAUUAGAUACAGUAUAUUAUAAUUUAAACAUUUUAGUCUGGAAAUACAGAAAUAUGUAAAUAGAUACCAGGAAAUCUUCCUGUAGAAAUUUCACUUGAAAUUAUAAUUUAAUAUUAUUAAUAUUGUGUAAGAAUAUUUGCAAUUCUUUAUUAAAUCACUGCUAACAGUCUUAAGAACCAAGCCUUUCUUGAAGGAAUUGAUGUAAUUUGAAGCUGAGGGGGAAAAAAGAGAUCUACUUUGCUAGUUGUCCUAAUCCUAUAUCCCUAUAAACAAAAUAAAAGAGUCUUUUUGAUAAUAAGUUUAAAUAGUCUUACAAGCAAUAAUAUAUUUUUUUUGGUGUGUAUUGAUUGUGAUGUGGAGAUGGCAGUACAUGGAUAUAAUCUACAAUGACAGACUUAAUUCUUUGGAAUUUCAGCUCUGGAAUAGCCAUAUUAAUCAUGGUCCUUUAAAUGUAUGUUUUAGUAAUGCUCUGCCAAUGGUUUAAUUCUCAAUUCACUUGUGCAAGCAAAUCCUUUCACUGACCAUCCCAUUUCUGUAAGUUGACUUUCAUGAUACAGGGUUCAAUAUAAAAUUUACAGAUGUGUCAGAUUUUCUAAUUUUGGGAUCAUUUAACAUUUGUCAUUGUUAUUCCAGGCUUUGUCACUGCCAAAAUGUAAACUCUGAAUUUCAUAGUAGCACUGCCCCCUCUAAUGGCCUCUUUGGCAAAUGUUCCUCACGGAAAGAAAUGAGUUGUAGUGCAUUAUUUUUCCUGGGCUAUAUUCUAAUAUUUCUAAGAUGACACCAAAGCAGAGAAAUACAUGCACCUUUAUAAACUGCAAGGAUGAAUCAAAUGGCCAAACCUGCAAAAAUAUAUUGUUUGUGUGUCUUUUCACAAAAUUGCAAAUGAUUUCUGGGAGCUUUUACCUAAGGCUUCUGCCAGAGGACAGCUGUAGAAUCUACUUUGUUAAAUAGCAUCCAAAAAACCAUCAGCCCAAUUUACAAAAUAAAUAUUAUUCUGCUCCAUCCAGUGCCAAACAAAAGUGCUGAAAUGCAAUGAGAAGGGGGGGGGAAAUGAGCAGGCAAAAUCCCAUUGAAAAUAUAUUUUACUUUCUUGUGCUAAAAUUUAGCUCAGGUAGCCCUUUUUUUCUGGCAAUCUGAUGGAAAAUUAAAUACCUUUGUGCUGAUUAAUUUAAUUGCCAGCUACAUUUAGCGUGCCAAAUUUAAAAUAGCUGUCAGGGAACAAUUCCUCUGGGCCAAAUCUUACUUCCAUCUGCCAAACCCAGAGCCCAAACACAAAGGUACAGUAUUUUCCCUAGAGAAGUCCACCACUCUAAUGCCAAGGCCUUCCCUGAAAAGUCACAUUAUGUGUACUGGUGUUUCUCAACCUUGGCUACUUUAAGAUGUGUAAACUUCAACUCCUUCAAUUCCCAAAUCGGCAUGACUACAGUAGUUAAAUCAUGAAAUUCAUCAUGAUAAAGUGAUGGCUGCCAACAUAGGAAGCUCUAAAAGAAGGUUAUAUAUAUUCAAAGAAUAUGAAACUAGUUACAAUAUCUGCUAGCCUACUUCUAGAGACUAGCUGCUAAGAAACCAGUGUAAGGGGGGGGGUCAAAUAUUGUUUUCGGAUUGCAUCUUUGACACAAUGGGAAACAAUAUAAAAGAGUCCUUUUUUAUAAGCAUCAUGGUGCAAUGAAUGAGUGGCAUGAUGGCCUAGUUGUAAAGAUGUUUGCCUCCCACUCAGAAGGUUGAGAGUUCAAUAGCCAAGGGCUCUAAAAUAAUAACUCAUAUAGGUAAGGGCCUUUUGUGAGGGUUGAUUAAGUCCAGCCUGUUCUGCCCUGUACACAAUAACUCUAGGUGUGAAGAUAGUCAAAAUAUACUGUGUAAAAGUAUGGAAAAAAUGAGAUCUUGGCAGUCAUUUAGUCCCUAUCUCCCUGGUUAAGGUAGGAUAUCUCAUUUCCAUUGCCAUGCUUAGCUGGUAUUAGAAUUUAAUAACCAGCACAUGAGAAUUCCAGCAGUUUCAGUAAAUAAAUAGGUUUGUUUUGUUUUAUUGCCAAUUUGCAACUGCAGCACACAGCACAAGCUCUCCCCCAAAAGACCAGGGCGCUAACUUCUACUAAUGAAUACUAUUAAAGUUUUACUAAGGUGCAUGAAUUUCCCUGGUUGGAAUUUUCUGUGGCAGAUUGUCCUGCCCACAGUCGCAAUGCUGUACAUGUGGCAAAGUGUGAUUUCACACAUAGUGUCUGGCACCUUCAUGUUGGAUACUGUCUUUUGUCUUUAAGGGAAGAUUCUGGUAUACUGUUUUCUUCGUUAAUUUUAUCUGGAAAAUACACAAUGGUUGGGUAAUUUAAAAUUAAGUGUUAAGAUAAAGAAAUUGUUGAAAAUAAUAAUAAUAAAAUAAUAAAAAAUC
Messenger RNA from Pantherophis guttatus, 9042 nucleotides. RefSeq names its product regulating synaptic membrane exocytosis 4 (gene RIMS4). Gene Ontology annotation, molecular function: small GTPase binding; transmembrane transporter binding. The record is from RefSeq and is a predicted model, not a curated record. Lineage: Eukaryota; Metazoa; Chordata; Lepidosauria; Squamata; Colubridae. Gene Ontology annotation, biological process: positive regulation of synaptic transmission; regulation of synaptic vesicle exocytosis; regulation of membrane potential. Gene Ontology annotation, cellular component: presynaptic membrane; cytoskeleton of presynaptic active zone.